Molecule: messenger RNA, 2481 nt
Organism: Rhipicephalus sanguineus (brown dog tick)
Lineage: Eukaryota; Metazoa; Arthropoda; Arachnida; Ixodida; Ixodidae
Exons: 3
Coding region: 1-2481 (826 amino acids)
Biological process (GO): protein processing
Cellular component (GO): plasma membrane
Molecular function (GO): metalloendopeptidase activity
Source: RefSeq, a predicted model, not a curated record
AUGGAACCGGCGGACCUGAAAAGCGAGGAAAGCUCCGAGGAACACGACGAGUCGGAAGAGAGUCUCGAAGAGUCCGGCGUGACUUCCCACGGCGACGCUGCGUCCUCCAGCGACCCAGGAGAUUACGAAUCGUCGUUCAAGUCGAGGAAGGGCCUCAAGGAGGAGCAGAAGAACGUGCCGGCCGCGGUCUUUGCAUUUGUAUCCGUGCUGAUCGUCUCCUUCCUGGUCAUGGUGGCCCUUCUGGUGGUUCCGAGAGGGAGCGGCCGUCAUAACGAUGCCCAUGACAUUGAACCACUGCGACCGGCGGAAGACUUCGGACGGAAGAAGGGACGAAGUGGCACCGAAGAGGCGAGGAAGGAAGAAGAGGCAACGGGAGAUCUCGUCACGUCGCUCCCGCAGACGACGUCGACCCGCAAGAGAUAUUUCAGCCUUGCCGGCUACGGUGACGCCAGCGCGCCCGACGGGGAUGCGACAUCCGUGGAGUGCGACACCGAGUCGUGCCGAUGGGAGAGCCGGCUGGUGAACGACAUGCUGAACGUGACGGUUGACCCGUGCGAAGACUUCUACGCGUACGUCUGCUCGUCCGCCUGGGAACGUUCCAGUGACGACCUUCCUUACAGGGCGGCGGGAAGGGCCUUCCUGAUCAACGAGAUCACGAGGUACCUCCAGGAACACGCCCAUUCGGUACCAUCCGCGGCCACAAAGGACGUCAGUCACGGCAAGCACAACUUCCUUGACCACUCUAGCAUUGUGCUGAGCGGGUGCCUGAAGAACGCGGUGCCCAAAGAUGUCCACCAGUGGGAUGGAAUCAGAGGCCUGCUCAGGGACGUCGGCCUUGAGGACUGGCCCUACGUCGAACCGCCACCGCAACCUUUCAGCUGGAAGAGUUUUGAGUCUCAUCGAUCGGCAAUGGCUGUGUUUCCUAUCGUCUACGUCUUUUUGCGGAAGCUUUCAGAUGACGGUGACUACGUCCUCCAUCUGGAUGCACCGAGGGACUUUCUUUCCGUGCAGUACACGAUGCAGAAGACAAAGGCGUCCCUUCCUUACAAGGAAAUAAUCCGGCAAGUUUUGACUCUGUGGAAGACACUGCCACGUAGCGGAACUCUGGCCGAUGACGUCACACGCUUUGAGGCGCAACUUUUCGAGGCGUCCAAGCCCAUCCCCAAGCCACUAUGGAAGAAAGACGCCGUCCACAACGUGAAGGAAUUCCCGAAGCUUCCGAACUUCCGCGUGGACGUCUACCUUUCGCACCUGCGGAAACGCCACGCGGAUGACGUUGUGGUUCUCAACGAGGCGUACGUCAGGAACCUCUCGGCCAUCUUGCCCAAGCCCACUCCCCGGACUAUCCUGAAUUUCCUCGGCUUCAGCGUCAUCGCGCACGUGGCUCCGCUUCUGCCAGAAGAAUCGAUCCCUGGAGAGCUGGUGCGCAUGGGCUAUCCGAGCUUCCAGCACCGCGUGAAUCCCAGGGUGCAGGGCUGUUUCCAUUUGGUCAACCGGCUUUACCCGCAUGGCGUCCGGUGGAUAUUGCGGGACAUACUGGCCAAGACUCCCGACCUGGACCGUCAGUGGGCCGUCACGACCAAGAACAUGGUCUCCUCGCUGGCGCACACCUUCCACGAGGGCACCGUUUUGGAUGCAGAGCCUAGACGUUGCCGACGCCGUCAAGCGCUCAAGACUCUGCAGGUGGGCUACCUCGAGGGCCACGAGCGCGAAGAACAACUCGACCAGUACUACGCCCCCACGAACGUCACCUACGCGACGAAAGAUCUAGUCCGACACUACGGAGAGCUGCUCGCAAGUAGCCUGCACAUGUACUGGAGGUCGAGCAAAGGCGAAGACAACUACGACGCGCGCCACGACACGCGCUCGGGCGACCUUGACGCUGCCUGGACGCGCGCUCCGGAAUCGACGUCGGGCGUGUACCUGACGUCGAGUGGCGUAUCCUCCGCGGCGCUGGUCGCGCGAGCCGCGUACCCGUCCACGCUGUUCCCGCUACUAGCGGCCGACUGGUCCAGCUGGACUCUGGACCGGUUCGGCGAACUGCAGUACUGCCUGCUGAAGCGCUACAAGAGCGGCGUGCGCAGGCUUCGCGUCUCCACGAGGAACGUCCGCUACUUCCUCGCGGAGAUCCUGGCGGACAACGCUGCGGUCAAGCCCCUGAUGGCCGCGUUCCAGCGUUUCUCGCACGGAACGACUCAUUUUGGUUCCGACGGACGGCGCUUCUCUAACCGGAUGGUGUGGCGGCUGUUCUUCGUCAACUACGCGUCCGGAUUCUGCGUACCCAGGGACGAAGCGGCGCAGUUCGACGAGCGCAUGCGCCACCGUCUGAGCCUGCCGCCGAACGUCCGGGUGAACCUGGCCCUCAUGGAUGUGAGGGAGUUCCGGGAAGCGUUCAAGUGCACGCAGGAGUACGGUUCGCCGCAGUGCCCCGUGUGGAAGCGGAAGGGUGACGGUCAUGGCGGGAACUUGGACGCGGCCUGA